AACGUCAUAGUUGUCAGUUCUGUCAGACUGACAACAAAUUUGUAUAAUUGAUUCGCCCUUAAGAUGUUUCGUGUCUUCAGUAUGAUCAUUUGGUGGUGAAAGACCCAAAAUUAGCCAAACAGCAUGAAUUUGCACCAAAUAGUCAGCGGAGCUUGCAACGCUGGCGAUAAAUGCUUCGCUGUGGGGAGCGUAGAGGGUGUACCAUUUACGGCUUAUGCUGCGGGAUGCAAUAUCGUGAUCCUUGCCUCAACUUUCGAACGCGUCCAGAUUAUUCCAGGCGCUGUUCAUGAUUACAUUCGCAUAAGUUCAAUUGAUUGUUCAAGUGAUACAGGGAAGAUUGCUGCCGCUUAUGAGAACACUGUCUGCAUUUAUGAACCCACACCUCUCAUUCAUAACACUUCGAGACAUGGGCUGGAUUAUAGGUGGGUUCAAACUGGUACUUUGAAAACGGAUUCUUUAAUUCGGGCCUUGAGCUGGAAUUUGGAAGGGACGAGGUUGCUAACGGCAGGGUCUCACGUGCAGCUUUGGCAUCUCAAUUCAUUUCCACUACCCUUUGAGGAAAAAUCAAAUGUUACUUUCACGCUUGGGGGCGAAAAUGCAGACGGCACUGAUUCUAUGGACUAUGCCGAUGAACCCGACAAACCUCAGGAACAAGAGCUGACUAGUUGGCAAUGUGUCUGGAAAGCAAACACAGCUAUACCCGUACAACACUUAGCUUUCAGUCCAGACGGCACUUUAUUCGCCACUUGCGGCGAAAACGAUAGACUUGUGAAAAUUUGGUAUGAGAAUAAACACUUUUUAUUCACAUCUAGAAGUACUGACGGCCCUGUUGAACUAGAAUACGGUUUUGUUUACAUUGCCCAUCCUCGAGCCGUCACUCAUUUGUCAUGGCGUACCACAAGCAAAUACAUGCCAAAGGGAUCCGUUUCAAAUAUGCUUGUUACAUCGUGCAAAGACAACAUUUGUCGUCUUUGGGUGGAGACAGUCCUGCCAGAAGACGGUCUAGUCAAUUUAUCGCAACUCGAUCCUCAAGCACAUCAUCCGAAGUUCCGUACGCAUCGCCAUAAACACAGAUUCAUGCAAAGACUGAAGCACAUGAAAACAUGUUUUCAUAUUCGGCGACACGCCAAAAGACAGGCGCAAGGUGUUGGAGGCCCGUCACCUCCAAUACCCACUCUGCCAUCAACCUACAGCGUACAUGAUUUCCAUUCGUACGGAUAUCACGGAACCGGUGUAACGCCUGGUCUUCAUUUUCAUCUGGCGGCUUCAGUCAAUGCCGAAACUGAUAUUCCAUUGGUGCCAAGUAUCAGUUUUUGUAACCCGCGCCCGGCUUUUGUUCUACAUUGGUUGGAUAAUAAAGAAAUGCAUUUUAGUAUGCAAGCUGAAUCGUUGCUAGAAGAACUAACAAGGCGCGUUGUUGAGCAUCCUGAAGGUUCAGAACCGGUUGAAGAACCACUUAUGGAAUCAGGCGGUUCCGAUGGUUUGGAUGCUCGCAUUGAAACCUUGCUCAGGGACUGGCACCACAGUCCUGAUUUAUUGUUUAGUAUACAUCCAGUCGAUGGCAGUUUCCUAAUCUGGGUGGUGGAAUGGUUGGACGAGUAUCACCCGGGUUCGUUCCGCCAAGCCCAAGUUUCGUUUUCCACGCGCAUCCCUUCAGCCUUUCCUCUCGGGGAUUCCAUGAGUAUGUCGACAACGGUAAGUCUGUACAGUGCCGCCCCCAUCAUCAAGCACCUAGUGAAAGACGUGGCGGCACAUCGUGAUGGCCCUGGCUUAGCCAGUGUUAAAGAAGAAGACGAAAGUAACCCCAAUGCUGAAGUAGAGCCGACACAAGACGAACAAAACGAGUCCGCUGUCGUUUCCCUAGUCACCAAACACGAUAACGGAACUCUAAACCUUUGGGAACUAACUUUUGCCGACCAAAGCAAAUUCAGUCAAGUUUUAAGCAUCGGGCAUAGAAGUCGGGCCUCCGGGCACCGAUUUAGGGUCAACGAUAUCACCUGUCACCCUGUCCUACCUCUACUUCUCACAACAAGUCACCACAACAUUAUCGAACAGAAUAAAAAUCAACAAAGCAGGGGCUUCUGUAGCGAGCUGAUUUUGUGGAAAGUGGACGCCGUUGGCCCUCUUUCAAAAUCAGGCGGUAUCUGCGAGCUGGCCCGUAUCAGUUCGCCUGAACCUUCAGCGUUCAGUAACGUAGCCUGGAUUCCGACUUUAUUGCCCUCUAGUACUUUGGGCAAUUUUUCAAACUCACCGAGUGCUUGUUUUGUCGCGUCCGAUGGCGAAUGUUUGCGGGUGUAUCAAGCUGUGAUUGAUGCACGGACGCUUUUGGCCGACUUGUCAUUUAAAGAAAGACGAGAGGUUGAUGAAAAUGAAAGUAUGUCGGAUUUGUCGUCCUUUAACCAGGAAAGUUUGCUCGAAAACAUCAACAUAGUGUCACAGCAGAGUACCUCACGACCUGGUUGUAUUAUCCAGUUGGAAACGAUCUCGCAAGCCAUUCAGUGGCAAAACACUACCUUUUUACACGUGUAUCAGGAACAAUUAAUAACGGGUCAGAGAACGUCCGCUGUGAGUCUUUCGGCUCAUGAUGCUAUGGUCGAUUUGCAACAAAAUGCAGUGUUUGAAGAACCGUUCUAUAUUGUCUUGUUGGAUUGUACCGAUCAGAACACAAUCAUACACAUGUGGAAACUCACUAUAGCGUCGAAUGAAGUUGAUUGUUCCCUGACGGGGAGCCAAAUGUACGUUCCUGACUGUAAUCUAGUCCAAGACGAGAAUGAUAUCUCCAGAAAAAACAGCAUGGAAUCGUUGCAUAUUAAACAGACAAAAGUCAGUCCCCAUAUUAAUAUCACCGUGACGAGAGAAGUUAAACAAAUUUUGCCGAUUCCUGACGGUGUGGAGAUCGUUCAUGCUGCCCCAGCAGCUGGUCAUUUGAGUUCGGCGUCCAUUUACCCAGCUUGUCUGGCGCCGUAUUGUUUUGCAACGGCUUGUAGCGAUGGAGUUAUAAGAUUUUGGACGGUUACAAGUAAUUCACAAGAAAUCAAAACCAUGAAAGAGCACUUGUUGGAGGAGGAUGGGAUGGUGGUUAACACAGGAAAGGUUUGGACUGAAUGGAACAUGCUUAAAGAGUCAGCGAUAGAGAUCGAAGGCCAGGUCCUCAACAUCAGUGUUGCGUAUUCGGGCCGUCUAGCUUGCGCUUACAAGUACGGCAAAAGCUUCACCAGACCCAACAAAAACGAUCCCGACUCGCGUUUCAUCAACUUAUGCGUGGCUAUUUACGAAUGCGAAUCAACCGGCGGUACUGAAUGGGUACUAGAGGACAUAAUCCACUUGAAAAAUAUCCAUUUGCCCCGAAUUAACAUCGACAGACACCUCGAUUUAAGCUACUUGUACGAUUCGCGCACUUUGAAGAAAAAACAACGCAUCAACGAAGUUUUGCACACUUUUUCAAACGACGAUCGGCAAACCCUAAGCACAGACUCGCACCUUAAAUCGACCUUAUUGGCAGUUCCAAGUUUCACGACUUUACAAUCAUUGCGAAAAUCAAUCUCCGAAAUGGGCAAUAUCUGCCCCCUGACCCAAAAACACAUAGUUCAGCUGGACUGGGUGUCGAACGAGGACGGGUCGCAUAUACUCACCGUUGCCUGCGGUAGCAAAAUAAUGCUGUAUACACCUCUCUCGACCGAUUUGGCCCAAGCCAACGUCAAAGCAAUGAAAGAAUCGAUAAAUAACUACCGCCCGAUUUUACGCAAAGCUAGUUCCUUGGCACAGCCUCUUUUCGUGGACGAUUUCAAGUGGAUGACUUUGCGUAAAAUCGAGCUACAAACGGCCGAUGGUCUGCCAGCCCUCCCGAUGCAAAUCAGUUGGGUGCGCGAUGGUAUUCUCGUGGUCGGAAUGGACUCGGAGAUGCACGUCUACACCCAGUGGCGGCCCCAAGACCAGUCGCUCCAACCGAUGGACGUGAGCGAACCCGAUGGUAAAAACGGCCGUGACGUCGAUUUCCGGACUCUCACCCAGGAAAACCAACGCAAACUCGCCGCGAUACCGACACUUGGGCGCAUCAGCUCGGUUAAUUUGCAAAUUCUUGACCGCAAACGCACAAAUAAGGAGGCAAACCUCGAUUAUAUGCCUGACUAUGGUUUGUUUGAAGCGUCGCGAAUCGCGUGUCCUGUUUUACCCCAAUACCACCCCAAGCAACUGAUGGAAUUGCUCAAUUCUGGUAAAAUCCGAUGGGUGAAGGCGAUUCUAGCCCAUUUGGUUAAGUGUGUCGGUGGUAAUCAGGAAACUCCCGAGGAUAUGCAAGGGUGGGCAAGGGCUAGGACCCUAUCGGUGAGCUACCCAGCCGGUAGUCCCGAACAUAGGGCUAGUAUCGGGGAAAUUGCGUUGGAUUACGAUGAGAUUAACAAUAUCCCGCCCUUGCCAUUGUGGACGCUUUUGGCCGCUGAUCAGGAACAAGCCGGGCCGCAGGAAGAAGAGAAAAAUUACAACGAACUGUUUGAUAGUAAUUUAGGGAUGGAAGAAUCGUUGGACACACUUUUGGAAGACAAGGAAAUGUCAAGGAUGGACAGAAGACAGUCGGAACGUAAUAUUGGAAUCACACAUUUUACCCCAAAACAAGGCAGGGUUUUGUCGCGACUUUUGACUCAUAUGCAUCUGCCCGGCUUGUCCAGCCUCGACCAAAUGCAUCUCCUGGCUUUGGCUGACACCGUGUCGACUUGUAACACAGAUUUGGCCGAAAGAUUUGCGAUAGAUUCGGCCAAAUCGGCAAUGGCCAAGGAAAAUCUAGUCGGCCAGUCUGAUGAAAUAAUCACUGAUAGCUUGGACGACUGUGGCCUCAGAUUCUUGCUCGCAAUGAAGCAUUACGGAUAUUUAUUAAGGUGUCUCCCGUUAGCCCAGCGCACGCAGUUUCAAAAACAAGGCGUCGGUACUAACAACCUAGCCUGGGCCUAUCACUCCGAAAGCCAAGAAGAGCUCCUAAAUUUAAUCCCAAGCUACGCAAAAGGCGAACCAACGUGGCCCCAACUGCGCGAACUGGGUGUCGGUUGGUGGAUCAGAAACCUGGCGUUGUUGAAACAAUGCGUUCAAGUGUUAGCAAAGGCGGCUUACCAAGUCAAGCAGGACCCUAUGGACGCGGCUUUGUAUUACCUGGCAAUGAAUAAGAAAAGCCUGCUCUGGGGUUUAUACAGGUCAAAACGCGACAAAAAAAUGACCGAGUUUUUCGCUAACAAUUUCUCUGAAGAUCGCUGGCGCAAAGCCGCCCUUAAAAACGCCUAUGCCUUGCUUGGCAAGCAACGGUUCGACCAUGCAGCCGCGUUUUUCCUACUUGCUGGUAAUCUGAAAGAUGCCACGGAGGUGUGUUUGCAAAAACUGCACGACUUGCAACUGGCCUUGGUCAUCGUGCGCUUGUACGAAGGCGAUGGUGAUAGUUUCAAAAAAUUGUUGUACCAGGAAAUUUUAGGUUGCGAUUGCGAUGGCUCGAAUGAAGACAUAACUAAAGCACACCCUGAUCCGUUUUUGCGCUCGAUGGCUUACUGGUCCUUGAAAGAGCACCAAGCUGCGUUAAGUACGCUUCUUAUUGGCAACGCUGGGACUCAGCAUCACACGCACGAAGACGAAGCUAGGGAAACUAAGGAAGCGGAUCCGAACGUUUUCAAUUUUUAUGUUUACUUGCGGACGCAUCCGCUACUUGUCAGACAACACAUGGCCAAUUGUGGUCAAAAGAAAGCUUGGCUUCCUGGUGGUAAGCAAGUGGUGGUCGAAGAAUCGAUCACACCGUUGGAACGACAGUUAUAUUUUGCUACGGCUCAUGGACACUUCCGGGCCGGUUGUCCAGCUCUAGCGUUGGAAGUUUUGUCGAAACUGCCCUACAUUGUGACCGAAAAUAAACAAACGACGCCUUUGGUGUCGCCGAAAGUGAAUGAGGCGAAGACGGAAAUUGAUACUGGGAUUAUUUCAUGGGAAAGUGGUCAACAAACGGCUGAUUCGUUCGAUUGGGGAACCACUUUAGCUCAAUACAAGACCAAAACUGAUGAUUUGGAUUUGAAAUGGAGUGAUGAUGAGAAGGAUUCCGAAACAUCAGAUGAAGGACUUAAAAUGAAGUGUGACAGUAAGGACGAGGCGGAGGAAGAAAGUGACGAACCGGCCACUCAACACAUUGAUAUUAUGGCACAACAGUUGAAGUUUGUGGCCUGCUUGAAAAUUCUCAUGGAGGAGUUGUCCACGCUAGCUACGGGCUUCGAGGUGGACGGGGGUCAGUUGCGUUACCAGCUUUACAUCUGGCUGGAAAGAGAAGUCGAGGCUUUAAGACAACUGUGUAAUUACUCGACCACGGACAUUGUUGAGCCUUUAGAUUUGGAAGCGCCUCCAGAAAUAGAAAAUUCAGUCACAGAAACGGGCACACGUCCCACCUUACACGAAAUACUAAUCCAAGAGAAGUUAGAUUUCGAGGCUAAAGUGCAACGAGCCGCAAAACGAAAACGCUGGCUUAGAGCAAAUGAGAUUCUUUUGCGAACUUUGCUCAGUUAUUGUUCGCUGCAUGGCGCCACCGGUGGUUUGGCUUCAGUUCGAAUGGAAUUAGUCCUUCUCUUGCAAGAGUUGCAACAAGAGAAGACCCACCAACAACUGUUGAGUCCUUUACCGUUUCCUACCAGUUUACCGCUGCUUGCAGCUAGUGUUGCGAGUAGUAAAACUGUGAUUGCUGACCCGAUCAGAUAUCUACAAUGUCUGAUUCACGACAUGUUGGAAACUAUUGUUGAACUUCCAAGACCUAAUACUUAUCAAAGCCAACUUAUCGUACUCCGCGACUUGGCUAUAGCUUUGUCGGCUUGCAUUUACCAGUCGUUGUGUGACUCUGAUACUUUUAAAAGUAAUUUACCCGACAGUCAGGAAGUUUGUUCGACUCAUUUAGUCGGAAGGAGACGGCGAGUUUCAGUCAAUGACAGUCAGCAAAUCAUUACUUUGCCGCCGAAAUGGCCCGGUGUUACAAGUUUACGUGCUUUACUAGCACGUGAAAAAGACGAAGAUACGCCGAGGUUAACAGUAGUGUUAUGCGAAGCCUUCUCAGCAACUUACUUAGCAUUGGUAUUGUACGGUUUGAGCACUUGCGAUUGUGUCAUACUGUUUCAUGUAACGGCGCAUGUUUUCAACCAAGAUGUGUGGGGCCAGCUGUUUGGUGGCGGUAUUAAAAAAUUACUCCGGACGGCAAGUAUCGGAGGCGCUCAAACAAAUGCCACAAAUCAAGGUUCGCAAAGUACUCAAGGUACCCCAACUGAGGAAGUUACCGGUCCUGCAAAUUGGUUAAACAAGCAACGAGUUAAACUCAACACCAAACUACUAGGACACCAACCGUCGCAAAUGAAGGAGGACAAACCGACUUACAGAGAACAGUUUGUUCCACCUGAAAUGAGUAUUUUGGCGUACUUGUUGACCAAACCGGAUGCUGGUCCCGAUUGUGAUGAUAUUGAAAGCGAGUCCGAAAGCGAAGACGAGGAUGUUUUUGAUAUGCCGGCACAAAGUGCCCGAGUCGUAAACAACGAGCAUUCGGAUCCCAAUUCGUACUCGUGGCUGGUUUUGAAGUUGGCGACGCUGAAGAUCGUGCAAACGCGACUUACCGAAUUUUUAUCGGUGGCGGGUUUGGAGCUGAACGAGCUCCCGGUGGCGAGCCCCUUGAUACAUUCCUCCUUGCGCCGCUUAGCCAACUGGCAGGAAAGUUUGAGAAAAGAGUUAGACUGCCGCCAGGCACCCCCCGAAUAUAUCCCUGGUUGUUUUGUUGAAAACACCACAGGACCCCCAAUCCAGAAAUACCGCCAGUUAUUGGAACCCCACAACACCCCAUUUAGCAACAAAAGUUCCGCAAGUACCGCCAGGCGUUUAUGGACUUAUCUCGUUCACCAAGAGUCAGUCCAGGACAUUUUUAUCCGAGCUGUUUUCGGCAAAAGACGCUCACUUAGUGCUUUGGAGGAGGAACUACCGCACCCUGAACCCGCUGCUCCGGAACCUGUUCGUAUUAUUCACAAGGAACAGGAUUCCAUCGCUGCUUUUAGCCUCAAUCAAGUCAACUCUGGCUUGAUUGUGGUGGCAACUCCGCGCGAGUUGCAAGAAAUGGAUAUUUCGUUGUUGCUGGAAUUGCCAGCCUGGUUGGAGGACGAAUGCGAGUUGGAUAUUUUGAAUUUGACUAAAGACGUCCCCGACCCCAGUGUGCCCCCGUUUUUGGUAAUCCAGAGUGCCGGUGAUCGAACGAAAGACACACAACCCGGCAGCCCCCAGCCUGGCAUUGCCAGUCAAAGCGGUCGCGGGACGAGUGUGAUGAAGGGGCUAAGCUUCCCGGGUUGUCACGAUGCCAAUUUUGUCCAUCUCGUUCUGCUUCGGUCGGCGCACAUGCUUCGACCGGUACUGAAACAUAAAAUUGAUGGAGUACGUCGAAUAAGCGCACACCCUCUUCUGCCACUAUACUUGACCGGUGGUCAAGACGGCUCAGUCCAGUUGUGGGAGUGGGGUCACCAACAGCCGGUGGCGACCCCCAGACCAGCAGGGACUUACGCCAAAGUCACCAGAGUCAGGUUUUCGCAACACGGCAAUAAAUUCGGUGUUGCUGAUUCCGACGGAAAUUUAAGCCUGUUCCAAGUCGGGUUGAGUGUAAACGCCACCCGACCAUUUUUCACCCUCCAGUGUCACAAUAAAGGUAUCAGCGAUUUUGUUUUUCUGGGUUCUUGUAGCCUACUGGCGACCGCUGGUCACAGUUCUGAGAGUAAGAACGUGUGUAUUUGGGAUUCGAUUUUGCCGCAUGGUAAGGCUUUGGUUGUGGCGUUCACUUGCCACGACCAGGGGGCCAGCAGUCUUGUGUUUGCGCCCCAGCACCAAGUACUUAUCUCGGCCGGGAAAAGGGGCGAUGUUUGUUUAAUCGAUGUGCGGUCUAAAACGAUUAGGCACAAGUUCACGGCACAUGAGAGUGCAGUCAAGUGCAUUGCGAUUGAUCCGCAUGAGGAGUACUUUGCUACUGGAUCGGCAGACGGCGAUAUUAAGAUUUGGGGGGUUGCGGUUCCCAAUGUUUUGCUGUCUUUGCCAACAGAACACGCUCGAAGUAGCUUCUUCAAGAAUAUUGGGCAAGGAGUCACACAAUUACAUAUUGAUUCUCAUGCACGUUUGUUCUCCUGUGGGGCUGAUGGCAGUAUGAAAGUUCGUCAGUUGCCCGAUAGGGAGACUUUGCUCGUUCACAACCACCAUUAAUUUUUCGCCUAAACAUAGGGCUUUUUAGAUAGUGAUUAUGCCGAUUUGAUUAUGAUUAAUUGAUAUUUUUAUAGCUUGUUAUUGGCUGUUGUUGCAGGUUCUCAUUUGUUUGUUGAGUAUUGUCCAAAUUGCUAUCAUGUAACUAUUGAACUAUAUUGUUAAUACAUGUGAUUAUAAAGGUUUAAAAUGAAACUAUUGUAUUUUAGAUGUAUAUGUUUAGAAUAAAUAUUUUGUUUGAAAGUUGGGUUUUAUUUCCAAAGCAAGACUGACAUGUACCUCCUAUAAAAUAUCUGCAUUUUUGCAAAGUGAAGUUAAAAUAUUACUAUUUGCAUCAUAUACGGUCGCACAGAAAUCAGCUUUUUAUAGCCGACGCUAAGUUCUGUUUGAUUAUUAUUUUUUUAGAUAUGUACCUAAUCUGAAUGCAAAUUUUCACGUAAACAAACAUGUUUACAUUUAUAAUUAAAAAAAAAAAAACGAACUGCAUAUUAUCAUCAAUCUCUUAAAUUUUUAGUAGAAUUCAUGUGAUCUAAUAAUAAAAUUGGAUGAAAUAAAUAUUUGGUUGCUCAUUCUGAUUUGACUGUUGUAAUUUCCAAGUAACAAGUUAAAUAUUAGUCAAAUAAUGUUUGGUUUGAAAUUUCAUCAUCAAGAAAGAAUUUUUGUGUCCAUUUUUCACCUUUUUCAAUAUUUAUUUGUUUAUCGGCAUUGUUGUCUUGCCUGCUAAUAAUAAAAUCUGGGAUCAGUUAUUAUCGCAUGAGUAUGAGAGGUCAGUAUAUUUAUUAUCGUUUAUUAUGUAACACAAGAUUAUGAAAAAUAUAAUAAUGUACUUAUCACUCCAUACACAUAAAAAUCACAAAUGAUGUGCAAAAAGUCAGUUUGAAACUGGUUUAUCGGAAAUUUUCAAACAUGAUAUUCUGAGGAGGAAAAUUUUAAUUUCAUAAAAAAAGCGAUCAACAUGCGGACAUUUUAGGUAAAUCAUUCCCACAUCAGUCAUCAUUCCAACUGUUUACAUAAAUUUAAGUUACGAAGGUUAUCGCAUACGCCUAUAAAAUAAUUCCAUCUCGUAUGUUUAUACGUAAUAACAAUAUUAUACAUUCAGAAAAAGUAAUUAUUCUUACGUAAAAAUCAAGGCGCCGAUUGACUUAUCAGCAGUGCGGUUCAUUAUUAUUAUUAUUACCCAAAAAUAAACCAACACAUACCAAGACAAUUGCUGGUUUGUUUACAAAUACGAUUGAAAAGACUCGAGUUAUCCCAAAAGAAAAAUGCCAAAAAACUUUAAUAAUAAAUAUGGAUAAAGAUAUAUUUUUCCACCAAAGAUAUAAAAGCAUGCAUUAUCAACAUUACAAACAUUUACUCAUAAUAUUUAUUGAAGAGUGUUUGUUAACCACAUUCGGAAAAUGGCACCAAAGGAUAACUUAACAGCCGUUUUGUACGGCAUCAACGACAUGCGACUUG
This is a messenger RNA of Tribolium castaneum (red flour beetle), 10671 nucleotides long. RefSeq names its product Rabconnectin-3A (gene Rbcn-3A). Bases 124 to 9219 code for a protein of 3031 amino acids. The record is from RefSeq and is a predicted model, not a curated record. Lineage: Eukaryota; Metazoa; Arthropoda; Insecta; Coleoptera; Tenebrionidae. The transcript has 29 exons. Gene Ontology annotation, cellular component: RAVE complex. Gene Ontology annotation, biological process: vacuolar acidification. Gene Ontology annotation, molecular function: protein binding.